AUGGCAGCAGAUCUUCGUGCCCUCGCCGAGAUUGACGUGGUCAAACCCAUUCCCAAGGGACAACUCUAUGCAACCCUAGAGACGCCGCCGUUCAUCUUCGUCCCGGGUACCUACAACACCCGUGAUGUAGGCCUCGUCCCAGGUGUGACCCGUAUACGUCCGGGGCUGGUUUUCCGCUCCGGCGGCCUCGACAGGCUCACCGAUAACGGCAAAGCACUGAUCCAGGCGAAGCUGGGCGUUAAGCGAGUGUUUGACCUGCGCUCACAGCGCGAGCACGAGACGGCCCCCGAUCCGGAGAUUGACGGCGUCGUGAAUGUGUGGAACGUCGAUGUCGGCGAGGAUGACGCUAAGGUGAACUUGUCAACUUUCAUCGACGGCGAGGGCGAGAAGGGGUAUACGGAAAUGUACCUCGACGUGUUGAGGCUGUACCGGCCGGCCUUUCGGGAUGUGCUAGAGCAUGUACGAGACAGGCCCACUGGGAGAGACCGCACCGGCGUUCUCGCAGGUCUACUAUUGACUCUAGCCGGCGAGAGCUCUGACGCCAUCGAGUUGGAUUUCCUGCUGUCUCGUGUCGGGACCGAACCGGUGCGCGAGCACCUCUUGGCAUUCGCAAAGCGGGGUGCCAGGAUUGAGAGCGAAGACGAGCCAGGCUUCUAUAACCUGGCCAGCCUGAAGGCGGUUUGUUGGCGGGCUUUCGUAGAGGCUCUAGACAAGGAGUACGGCGGCUUUGACGGUUACAUCACAAAGACCUUGGGCUUCUCAGAGGAGGACCUCGCCAAGAUCAAGAAGAACCUCGUGAGGGACGAGGGGUUGGACUUGAAAUAG
This is a messenger RNA of Phaeoacremonium minimum UCRPA7, 825 nucleotides long. Its product is annotated as putative tyrosine phosphatase protein. The record is from RefSeq and is a predicted model, not a curated record. Bases 1 to 825 code for a protein of 274 amino acids. Lineage: Eukaryota; Fungi; Ascomycota; Sordariomycetes; Togniniales; Togniniaceae. Gene Ontology annotation, molecular function: phosphoprotein phosphatase activity. The transcript has 2 exons.